AUGUCCUCCUCUGAACAAGACGAUACAUGGGCUUACAUCAAUCAUCAGCGAGGACAACCACAUACCAGACGAUUGACUACAAGUCGUUCGUCCAGCACCGUCUCCACCUCUCGCUUCUAUAACAGCAGCACAACGCCUACUGCUACAGCCAACAAACCAGCAGCAACCAAGCCUGAGUGGCUCACCACUCAAAUGAUGCCUCCACGCAACUCGUCUGAUUCAGAGGUGAGCAACCUUGUGCCCUCUUACCUGGACAUCUUGAACAACACUCUAGAGCACGAUUGGCUAGACACCUACGACUCUCCUCAUCCACAAGAAACCACGGCUAUCCACCAGCAGGACGCUCCCUCGAGAUCCACCAACCGACGCACAUUCCACCACCAAAACCCCACCACUGAGAAGGAGCCCAUCACUGUUCGAAAGACCAGAUCCAUGAGAGACCAUACGCCCAGAACAAAGCUAAGAUCGCCUCCACCUCCACCGCAACAUCCAGACAUCUUUCAUGACCAACCUCGUCUACCAGAGAAAAAGCAAUCCAUGCAAUUCAUGAACAAAGUCAAGCGAAAGCUAAGCUUCAGCAAGGACAAAAAGACGUCGCCUCAGCCAAGCAGCAAUGAUCGACUCAGUUUGCCUGCUUCAACUCGUGAGCCGAGAAGAACGGUGUCUUCCAGCAUAUUACCACACGAUGCUCCUCCAAAGUUACCCCAAUCUACGAAUACUACUACUACUACUACUACUACUACUACUACUACUAUUACUACUACUACUACUACACCUAAUCAUAAUACUUCUAAUAUUAAUAAUGGAUUGUCUGAAUAUCAGGGAUAUUCUCGUCAUAGUCGACAUCGAUCAUUCACCUAUUCCCCACCGCCACCUCGAACGAGCAGCCUGAAUGCAUCCGACGUACCUGCUGUGCCUCCCAUUCCAGCCGUGCCCAAGCUGCAACAAGCAUUGAAAUCGAGAACAAAUUCAGUUGUUGUGCGAAAGAAAAAGAGUGGAGAUAGUACCAUCAGUGGCGGCAGUGAUUUGUCCAGUGCAGUCAGCAGUAGUCGACCUACCAGCGAUAAUAGCAAGAUACAGCAUCGACAGCAGACAGCAGACAGUAAAUUGACAUCACCUACACUGACGCCCAUUGAGCAAACCAUGCAAUUGACCCCAGCAACCUCUAUCUAUGCCAUGAACCUGAGUCAUGAUCUAGCAGAGAUUGAAAAGGACAUCAAGGAGCUGGAAAUACAAAGAGACAGGCACUCGUCGUUUAUUAAUGCGAGCGAGCUCAAGGCAAAAAGGCAUGAAUCCACAGUGGAUCCACCUGUGCGGGAACAGUCCUUGCCUCUAUCACAGUCUAUGUCUCAGCACGCCAUAGCAGCAGCACCCGUCUCCAACAGCAAUACGACCACCAAAACGAUCGGACGUAAGCGAGGAAAGACAUUGCCUGGUAGUUUGGCUACACCUCCACCUAUACCAACGAUGCCAUUACCCCCAAUGACCUUGAAUCCUAUACAAAUGACCAUUCCCAGCAACUUGCAAAAGAAGCCUUCCACAGCUGCAUCGAUACAACUGCGACAAAGUACGUCGACAACGCCUUCUUCAAGUAGUAACAAGAUCAAAUUGGCUCAUCUCUCGUCACUGGAUGAUUUCUCUCCUGCAAACAAGAAACAGCCAUUAACCAACAGCCAUGCCAAAGCGCCUCCUGGCCACGAUCUUGGCUCGGGUGGUCUGGGAUACGACAUUAAACGACUGGAACGGAAACCAUCACUAUCCAAUGUGAUGCCCAAACGAAAGAGCCAUAUCCCCACGUCAAACACCAGUAAAGAUGUUUCAUUGACAGCAGCAGCAAGUAGUAGCAUGAGUACGUCUGCCAGCACAAAGGUCAGAAGAGCUGCUAGUUGCCGUCAGCCGAAUACCCAGCAUCAAGUGCCCAUACAGGCUGCACCAGCAAAGAUACACCUGAGUCAGCAGUUACUUUUGCAGCAGCAGCAGCAACAGUACCAACAGCACCAACAACAACAUGCGCACCAUCAUCACCAUCACCAUCACCAUCACUCACAUCGUCAUCAUCACCAUCACCAUAGCAACAGCAAUGCCAGCAAAUCUGCAGCUACACCUCCACCACCUUCAGCCAGCGCUAAUGCUGCAGCUGCUCCCUCCCCUUCAGUCGUCGAAGGGGCCAGAUCGCCCAAGAGCAUCUCGACCGCUCUCAAAUACUACGGCCAAUACCUGAGCGACUAUGAAAAGCAAAUCGAGAUUCACGAUUACAGCCAAAUCUACUUUGUGGGACCCCACGCACAGACAAAACACACAGCUGGUGAACACAAUUUCGGAUUUGACGACGAAAGAGGAGAUUACAAGAUUGUGAUGCAAGAUCAUUUAGCCUAUAGGUACGAAGUCAUCGAUGUCCUUGGGCGCGGUUCAUUUGGUCAGGUUGUCAAAUGCUUUGAUCACAAGACGGCACAAAUGGUAGCCAUCAAGUUGAUUCGCAACAAGAAGCGGUUCCAUGCGCAAGCCAUUACAGAAGUGAACAUUCUAAAGAAGCUGGUGGAAUGGGACCCACAAGACCAGUUUCAUACCAUACAGAUGACGGAUUACUUUUAUUUCAGAAAUCAUCUGUGCAUUGCCUUUGAAUGCUUGUCGAUGAACUUGUACGAGUUUAUCAAGAGCAAUCAUUUCCAAGGUUUUAGCUUGAGUUUGAUUAGAAGGAUGACUUUUCAGAUACUGCAAUCACUCUCCAUGCUGGCAGAACACAAUGUCAUUCACUGCGAUUUAAAGCCUGAAAAUAUCAUGUUGAAACAUCCUGCAAAAAGCUCAAUCAAGGUCAUUGAUUUUGGCAGUAGUUGCUUUGAAUCAGAGCGCGUGUAUACUUAUAUUCAAAGUCGAUUUUACAGAUCACCUGAAGUUAUUUUGGGUAUUUCAUACCACAAAGCCAUCGACAUGUGGAGUGUGGGUUGUAUUAUAGCAGAGUUGUAUACGGGAUUGCCAUUAUUUCCUGGCGAAAAUGAGCAAGAGCAAUUGAGUUGCAUUAUGGAGACCAUGGGAUUGCCGGAUAGACACCUUGUUGAACGAUGCUCGCGAAGGAAGCUGUUUUUCGAUUCCAUUGGAAAUCCUCGCAUCGUGGCCAAUUCCAAAGGCAAGAAACGAUAUCCAGGUACACGAUCCCUGUUCCAAGCACUCAAAUGCCAUGAUCUUGUGUUUAUCGACUUUGUUGAACGCUGUCUGCAAUGGGAUCCAUCCAGACGUAUGACGCCGCAAGAAGGCCUGAAGCAUGAGUGGAUCACCCAUAUCAGCGCCAACGAUGCCAACCCAGUGUCGUUUCUGUCUUCAUCGGCUCUAUCCAACAAUAGGUAUUGA
Messenger RNA from Mucor velutinosus, 3345 nucleotides. RefSeq lists its product as uncharacterized. The record is from RefSeq and is a predicted model, not a curated record. Gene Ontology annotation, cellular component: cytoskeleton; cytoplasm. The transcript has 4 exons. Gene Ontology annotation, biological process: peptidyl-serine phosphorylation; peptidyl-threonine phosphorylation. Gene Ontology annotation, molecular function: protein serine/threonine kinase activity; ATP binding. Lineage: Eukaryota; Fungi; Mucoromycota; Mucoromycetes; Mucorales; Mucoraceae. Bases 1 to 3345 code for a protein of 1114 amino acids.